This is a messenger RNA of Staurois parvus, 234 nucleotides long. The record is from the annotation of a GenBank genome assembly. NCBI's taxonomy places the organism in Eukaryota, Metazoa, Chordata, Amphibia, Anura, Ranidae.
AUGUCUCGGGCAAAGCAGUGGUCAGAUGAGAUUGAGAAUUUGUACAGAUUCCAAACAGCUGGAUAUAGAGAUGAAGUGGAAUACAAGCACAUACAACAAGUAGAUAUGGAGCGAUGGCCAGACACUGGAUUUGUGAAAAAACUGCAAAGAAAGGACAAUACGUUUUACUAUUAUAACAAGCAAAGGGAGUGUGAAGAUAAAGAAGUGCAUAAAGUGAAAGUGUAUGCUUACUAA